UCAAUGAACACCCAUACAAAAACACGCUUGGUGAGAGAAGAAAACCGAAGCAAAAAAAAUAAAAACACCUGCUGGAGAAGACAGAUUUUCGACCCAGUUAUCGCUCUCCCUUCCUCUGUUCUUAUUCACCUUCCCAGUACUUGCGGACCACUACGAUAUUGACCAUAACUUGCCAUUUUGCGACAUUUGCGGAACUUCGUGUCGACAGUGAGCAAUAGCAAUCAUCGGUCAUUUCAAAUCGAAAUACGGUGAUUAGUUUCAUUGCAUGAACGGGUGGAUUAUGGUUUUCCACGCGUUUCUUGUACAGUGUGCUAGUAAAUGGUGCAUUUGAAAUGCCUGUCUAUAAAUUGUACUGCUACUAGGUUGUACUUUUGAUGAACAGCAGCCUAAACUGGAGAGUUAUCCGAUCAGGAUAAAAUAUUGGCUACUGCUUUAUUUUGACACAUUGCCGUCGCUUGAAAAUGGAGAUUGCCACCGCGCUAGGGUGUUCUGUUGGUUUUGCCAUCGGAGGACUAGUAUUUGUAGCGUAUAAACUUGGCUUACUUUAUCAGUUGUUUCAUAAGACUGAGACCCAGAGCCCUCGCCAUGGUGGGGAGAGUGUGGCAGAGGUUCUGCGUGCCCAUGGGGUUAAGUUUGUCUUUACCCUGGUGGGGGGGCACAUCUCACCCAUCUUGGUGGCCUGCGAGAAGCUGGGCAUCCGCAUCGUGGACACCAGGCACGAAGCUACUGCCGUUUUUGCAGCUGACGCAGUAGCCAGGCUCUCUGGCACUGUAGGUGUAGCUGCAGUGACUGCUGGCCCAGGCCUGACUAACACAGUCACAGCAGUGAAGAACGCUCAGAUGGCCGAGUCUCCACUGCUUCUCUUGGGGGGAGCUGCUGGAACACUACUUCAGGGUAGAGGAGCGCUGCAGGACAUUGACCAGAUGUCCCUGUUCAAGCCGCUGUGUAAGUUCUGCGCCUCGGUGAGGAGUGUGAGGGAGAUCGCCCCCACGGUGAGGAAGGCCCUGGCCAUCGCCCAGUCUGGAACUCCAGGCCCUGUGUUCAUAGAGUUCCCCAUCGACACACUCUACCCCUUCCACCUAGUGUCCAAAGAGUUCGGAGUGAAAAACCCUCCCAAGGGAAUAAUGGGGAAAGUUGUCACUUGGUACCUCCACAAUCACCUAAAUAACUUGUUUGCUGGAGCCUGGGAAACCAGAGACGUGUCCCCUCUCCCAGUGCACAUCCCUCAGGCCACAGACGAUCAGGUACAAAAGUGUAUAGAGCUGGUUAGCAGAGCCAAGAAGCCUGUAAUCCUACUGGGGAGCCAGGCAACACUACCUCCAACACCUGCAGACGACAUCAGGGCGGCCCUGGAGUCCCUGGGUAUCCCCUGCUUCCUGGGUGGAAUGUCCCGUGGCAUGCUGGGUAGGAACAGUCCCUUGCACAUCAGACAGAACAGGAGGGACGCCCUAAAGGACUCAGACCUUGUGCUGCUAGCAGGAACUGUAUGUGACUUCCGAUUAAGCUAUGGCAGAGUGCUGAACAGGCGCAGCAAGAUCAUUGCUGUCAACAGAGACAAGACUCAACUUCUGAAGAACUCUGACAUGUUUUGGAAGCCCACUGUGGCCAUUCAGGGAGAUGCAGGCUCCUUCCUACUCCGCCUCUCCGAUGGCCUCAAGGGCCACAAAUGUCCUGAGGAUUGGCCACAGAGUCUCAAAGCAGGAGAUGUCACCAAAGAGAAGGCUAAUCGGGGGAAGGCUGAUGAGAAGACGGACCGCCACCUGAACCCCCUGAGUGUCCUGCACCGUGUGGAUGAGCUGAUGGCUGACGACAGCAUCAUAGUGGCGGAUGGGGGCGACUUUGUGGGCAGUGCUGCUUACAUCAUGAGACCAAGGGGCCCACUCCGCUGGCUGGAUCCAGGAGCAUUUGGAACCCUUGGUGUUGGAGGAGGGUUUGCUCUGGGAGCCAAGCUGUGUCGACCUGAGUCAGAGGUGUGGAUCAUCUAUGGUGAUGGAUCCCUGGGAUACAGUGUUGCAGAAUUUGACACCUUUACCAGACACAAGACACCAGUAAUUGCUCUGGUGGGGAACGAUGCCUGUUGGAGCCAGAUCUCCAGGGAGCAGGUUCCCAUCCUGGGCAGCAACGUGGCCUGUGGCCUGGCCUUCACAGAUUACCACAUAGUUGCAGACGGUUACGGCGGCAAGGGCACCCUCAUUGGUCGCGAGGACGAGGACAAGCUGGAUGACAUCAUAAAAGAGGCACAGAAGGAGACCCGAGAGGGGAGAGCCACACUACUCAAUGUUCUCAUAGGGAAGACCAACUUCAGAGAGGGCUCCAUCUCUGUGUAGAGUAGGUCAGACAGACGGGCCGCAACCCGUUGGGUCUCUGUCUGGACCUGUGGGUCCUAAAACCUUCCCACCUUGCCUAGAAACCCAAAUUUGUUCACAUGCUGUGGAACAGUACAACUGCUGCAUUUAUCUGGUGAAGAAGGGAAAAGAUGAGUGUGUCUGCUGAAUGAACCCAACAAUUCAGGAACUCAUUCUUCAACCUUUAUCAGCCUUUCAAACAGCUGUUAAGAUACGUUUUGAUCAUGGACUUGAAUGGAUGAAUGAAACCAUUUUGGGUUGUUUUUGCUUGAGAGAAUCAAACUUGACUUGUAUGCUUUAGAAAAUGAACUACGACUGGCUUUGCUGCUGUUAUGUAGUAGGCCAGUAUCCUUGCUGUAUACACUUAACUAAUACAUGUAUAUUGACUUCAGAUAGCCUAUUGAUCUACUGAACUCUACCUUGAAGCUGGUCAUUUAUUUUGAAAAACAAAGUGAAUUUUGGAAUGAUGUCCUUCAUAGGGAUAUUUAGGAAAGUUAAACAUACACUAACCUACAAGCCGCAGCAGGGUCUUUAGGGUUAAGAACAAGGUAAUAAUACAAUUGUAAUAAUACUGUAAUCAUUUAAUUUAAAUAGUAUAGAAUUGAUGAUUGUAUGCCUUUUUUAAUUUUUUUAUGUACUGUAAGACUCCACUAAUACAUCAAUCAACAGAAUGGGUACACAAAUACAAGACGCCCUAUGAAAGAGGAAGGAAUUUCAACUGGAAGAUGUUAUCAUAAGUUACCAUUUGGGUAUUGGUCAUUAUAAUCUUACAUAAGUGAUAAAAUCUUACUUAUUACACUGCUCAUACUAUUUCAGGUUGACCUAUUUUAAGGAAUUCUGCAUUAUCCUGAUCAUGCAAAUUGGAGUCCACCUUAAAUUUGAAUGUUUUGAGAAUAUUGGAAUAUUUUCUGUUUUGCUUUGGAUUGAAUCACUAUGUACUAUUCAUAAUAUUUGAGUCGUUGUCAGGAGAGGGAUUGGAAGACACCUGCCCUGAAUCUGGGUGUGAGAAUCUGUUGCACUGACAUUUUGGGUUUGAUUAUAUAAUAUUUUAUCUUAUACAUAAGCACACUGAUACUAGUAUGCCUCUUCUGUUUUUCAAUGUUGACCCAAUGCAUUUAGUCAUCAGAACGAUGUGGGAUUAUAGGGACAGUUGUUAUUUUUGCAUUGCAAUAAAGAGAAUCAUGUAUAUUGUU
Coregonus clupeaformis (lake whitefish) is the source of this 3538-nucleotide messenger RNA. Its product is annotated as 2-hydroxyacyl-CoA lyase 2. Gene Ontology annotation, cellular component: acetolactate synthase complex. The transcript has 14 exons. NCBI's taxonomy places the organism in Eukaryota, Metazoa, Chordata, Actinopteri, Salmoniformes, Salmonidae. Bases 462 to 2327 code for a protein of 621 amino acids. Gene Ontology annotation, biological process: L-valine biosynthetic process. The record is from RefSeq and is a predicted model, not a curated record. Gene Ontology annotation, molecular function: magnesium ion binding; acetolactate synthase activity; flavin adenine dinucleotide binding.